UAAGAUAAAUUUCUUGGUGUAUAAAGAUGGAGUUUCAUUCAUGCUGGUACUACUUUGACCAAUUUAAGCUCUCUUAGCUCCUCUAGUAAUUGCAUCAAGAAGAAAACAUUUCAAGAGAUGGAUUGGGGAUUCAGAUAUUCCAUUUUCGUCUAUGCAAUACUUUUCUUCCAGCUUGUAAGCCAAGGCAGUGGGAGUAGAAAGAUCCUGGAAAUGAAUACACACAAUAAACAUUCAGAUUCAGUAUCGCACAUGGAUCCCGAAGUCAAUAUCUUCUUCACUCCCGACGAUCUGAAGAUGGGCAAAACACUGCAGAUCUUCUUCGCCUCGACGUCGUCGUCUCCUCGUCUCCUCUCCAGGGCGGACGCCGAUUCCAUUCCAUUCUCAUCAGCCGAGCUCCCGCAUCUCCUGGACCUCUUCUCCUUCUCCCCUGCCUCUCCGCAGGCGAGAGCCAUGGAACAGACGCUCGGCCACUGCGAGUUCCCGGCCAUGAAGGGCGAAACGAAAUUCUGCGCCGCGUCUCUGGAAUCGAUGCUGGAUUCGGUUCGCGGAAUCCUGGGAUCGGAUUCUCAGAUCAGAGUCGUGACCACGGAAUUCGCCGCCAACCACUCCGCGGCGUUGCGGAAUUACACGAUUGUGGGAGCUCCGAGGGAGAUUGCGGGGCGGAAGAUGGUGGGAUGUCACAGCUUGCCCUACCCUUACGCGGUGUUCUACUGCCACAGCCAAGAGGGCGACACCAGAGUUUUCGAGGCUUCGCUGGUGAGCGAGGAUGGGGAGGAAAGAGCGGAGGCCGUGGCCAUCUGCCAUAUGGAUACGUCGCGGUGGAACCGCGAUCACGUCUCGUUUCGGGUGCUGGGAAUCCAGCCGGGAAGCUCACCGGUUUGCCAUUUCUUCCCACCUGACAAUCUAGUUUGGGUUUCCUCGGAUUCUCAACACGGUAGCUAGUAAUCGGGCAUCAGUAUUAUAUUAUUACUGGAUUUGUAUUUACAUAUUUGUAUUUGGUAUUGAUGAAUAGAGCUUAAUUAUACGAAUAAUUUUACAUACACUAUAAUUUUCUUAUCAAA
Molecule: messenger RNA, 1061 nt
Organism: Ipomoea triloba (trilobed morning glory)
Lineage: Eukaryota; Viridiplantae; Streptophyta; Magnoliopsida; Solanales; Convolvulaceae
Product: BURP domain protein USPL1-like
Exons: 1
Coding region: 118-942 (274 amino acids)
Source: RefSeq, a predicted model, not a curated record